Messenger RNA from Encephalitozoon cuniculi GB-M1, 759 nucleotides. RefSeq lists its product as uncharacterized. The transcript has a single exon. The record is from RefSeq and is marked provisional. NCBI's taxonomy places the organism in Eukaryota, Fungi, Microsporidia, Unikaryonidae. Bases 1 to 759 code for a protein of 252 amino acids.
AUGAACUUGAUAUCAGCUAGUAAUGGGAGUGUUAUUUUCUGCAAAGGCAAAGCCUUGGUGGUGAAGAACACUACCACAGAUGCCGUGGAGGAAGUAGCUGUGCCAGGCCAAAUAUCCUUUAUGUGCAAGAGGUACUUGGUUGACAGCGAGAAAAAUUUGUACACCAUUGACGGAACCGCUUUGAGAAAAAUUCUGAAGCUCAGCAGGAACAUCUUCUGCUUGGUCGAGCAUGGGGAUGCGGUGUAUGUUGCAGACAGAUUCGGGGAUGUUCACAGAAUUGGAAACGGUGAGUGUGAGUAUGUGUUGGGAACCCUGUCGUAUCUGACUGGAAUGGCGAUACACAACGGGAAGAUCAUUCUCAGCGAUAAGUACGGAAGAAUCCGCAUAAGCAGGAUGGAUGGAAAGAUACUCGACUAUAAAUUCAGUUGCGACCCCAUAGUAUCUCUGGAAUGUAUCAAUGGAUCCUUGGUCUCGAUAAGCAAUAGAUGUGUAGCUCUACAUGACAGAGAAUACUCAAUAAAAAGUGCAUUCGAGCUCCCAGAGGAUACAAAGGUUCUAAAGACCAUAAGUAGAGGAAAAGAUGAGCUUAUAGUAAUUUGUCCGAAUUCUUACCUUCUCUUUAGGGUAGAAGACCGUAUCGAUCUCGUCUCUCUUGUGAAGGAGGCCAUAGCCGAUGGGGUUUGUAGCGGAUCCACCUUUUAUAAGGUAAUGCUGGACCUCACUAUUGUGGAUGACAGCGGAAAAGUUUUCUAUGAAUAA